Molecule: messenger RNA, 2027 nt
Organism: Hordeum vulgare subsp. vulgare (domesticated barley)
Lineage: Eukaryota; Viridiplantae; Streptophyta; Magnoliopsida; Poales; Poaceae
Product: laccase-4-like
Exons: 4
Coding region: 74-1816 (580 amino acids)
Biological process (GO): lignin catabolic process
Cellular component (GO): apoplast
Molecular function (GO): hydroquinone:oxygen oxidoreductase activity; copper ion binding
Source: RefSeq, a predicted model, not a curated record
ACCUGGUCAUAUGCUCCUCAAGAGCUAGCUACACUCCAGUUAUAGAAGCUCAAAACAUUUGCCAAACGGCGCAAUGGCUAUCUCCUCCGGUCUUCCAGCUCCUUGCUCUCUGCUCCUGAUGGCAACCCUGCUGCUGCUGCUCAUCGUCCAAGCGCAGAGCGCCACGAGGCACUACAAUUUCAAUGUGCAAAUGGCGAACGCGACGAGGCUGUGCGGCACCAAGAGCAUCGUGACGGUGAACGGCGAGUACCCCGGCCCGGCGGUGGUGGUGAGGGAGGGCGACCGCGUCGUCGUCCGCGUCACCAACCACGUCGCGCACAACGUGACGCUGCACUGGCACGGCAUCCGGCAGCUGCGGAGCGGCUGGGCCGACGGGCCGGCGUACGUCACGCAGUGCCCCAUCCAGACUGGCCGGAGCUACGUCUACGCCUUCACCGCCACCGGGCAGCGCGGCACGCUGUGGUGGCACGCCCACAUCUCCUGGCUCCGCGCCACCGUCUACGGCGCCAUCGUCGUCCUCCCCAAGCGCGGCGUGCCUUACCCGUUCGCCGCGCCGCACAAGGAGGUUCCGGUCAUCUUCGGCGAGUGGUGGAGGGCCGACACGGAGGCGGUGGUCAGGCAGGCGCUUCGGACCGGCGGCGCACCCAAUGUCUCCGACGCCUUUACCAUCAACGGCCUCCCCGGGCCGCUCUACAACUGCUCUGCCAAAGACACUUUCAAGCUGAAGGUGGAGCCCGGGAAAACGUACAUGUUGCGCCUCAUCAACGCCGCGCUGAACGACGAGCUCUUCUUCUCGGUCGCCAAUCACACGCUCACCGUUGUCGAGGUCGACGCCGUCUACGUCAAGCCCUUCACCGUCGAGACCCUGGUCAUCUCCCCGGGCCAGACCACCAACGUACUCCUCACCGCCAAGCCGUUCUACCCCAAGGCCAACUUCUACAUGGCCGCCGCGCCCUACUCCACCAUUAGGCCCGGCACCUUCGACAACACCACCGUCGCCGGCAUUCUCGAGUACCAAAAGCCCGGCUCCCCCUCCAUGCCAAGCUUUGACAAGGACUUGCCGCUGCUCAAGCCGACCCUGCCGCGGUUCAACGACACCGGCUUCGUCACCAACUUCACCUCCAAGCUCCGCAGCCUUGCCACGCCGCAGUACCCGGCGGCCGUGCCACGGUCGGUGGACAAGCGGUUCUUCUUCACGGUCGGGCUGGGCACGCUCCCCUGCCCGGCAAACACGACGUGCCAGGGGCCGACCAACAAGACGCAGUUCGCGGCGGCCAUGAACAACGUCUCCCUGGUGCUCCCUUCCACGGCGCUCCUUCAGUCGCACUUCACCGGCGUGUCCCGGGGCGUCUACGGGUCCAACUUCCCGACCACGCCGCUCUCGAGAUUCAACUACACGGGGGCGCCGCCUAACAACACGAACGUGGCCAAGGGGACGAGGCUCCUCGUGCUGCCGUUCAACACGUCGGUGGAGCUGGUGAUGCAGGACACGAGCAUCCUCGGCUUCGAGAGCCACCCCCUGCACCUGCACGGCUUCAACUUCUUCGUGGUUGGCCAAGGGUUUGGCAACUACGACGCCGUCAACGACCCGGCCAAGUUCAACCUCGUCGACCCGGUAGAGCGGAACACCGUCGGGGUGCCCGCCGGCGGGUGGGUGGCCAUCCGCUUCCUCGCUGAUAAUCCAGGUGUAUGGUUCAUGCAUUGCCAUUUGGAGGUGCACACGACGUGGGGAUUGAGAAUGGCGUGGCUGGUGCUAGACGGGGGCCUUCCCAACCAGAAGUUGCCUCCGCCGCCGGCCGAUCUCCCGAAAUGCUAGGCGCGCACGCUCGGAGCCGCUGGUUUUUCUCUUUUGAUUUGUUCGCCAAUGUGCGAUUGAUGUCUCUUGUUGAGGGCUGUAAGUAGCUUUUCUCUUUCUACCAGUAUACUAGUACAACAAAUCCAAAAAGUAUACUAGUACAACGGUAGGCCCGUAAGGAUUUGAUUUUUCUGGAUUUUUUUGAAUUUUUUUAUGAACCCUGUAAACUUGA